GGAAAGGUAGAUUUUUCAAUUACAACAUAAAUACGUUUCACUUGUAUUGGUUUCGAUCUGUUGUAGAGCCCUGUAUUUUUACUCCAAAGUCUGAACCUUUAACUAGCAGGUAAAACUGCUGUACAGCACGUGUUCUGGGGCGCCUCUGAUUGGCUGUCAGUGCCGGGAGCCGAUUGGCCUCCUUUCAGACUCAGCUGAGUUGGUCAUGUGACGUUGGAGUAAAUUCUACUUCCGGGGUACCGCAUGAAAGCUCCUUUAUUUAAAAACAAGGUUACUGGACGUAAAUAUUAAAUUUUGUUCGACGUAACUGCGUACCUUUAGUUGAUUAGAUUGGAGCGUUUAAUCACUGAAAGGGUUUUAUUUUUGCCCUCUGCUUUGACUUUUUGUUUGAGGUCAUUCGGUAUCUACCUUCAGAUCAUAUUCUUGAAAGUUAAUAUUCGGGCUUUGUUAGCUGUAUUCCACAUAUUUAAUGUUUAUGUUGCACAGUAGUUAGAGGCAGAGAGAGGUCUCUCCGUGUGUUCGUCCUUAGUGAGAAGCCUUUCUGCCCGUUUCCCUGAUUCGGUGUCGCUUGUUUGCCGGACAAGACCGGUUCAGUGAGUCAGACAGACAGAUGGGUGUCGAAGUGACAGAGGUGUCUCUCCGUUUGGAUGAGCUGCUUUUGCAGUUCAUGGAUCAGCUGGAACUCCUCGAGGAUAGAAAAAGGACUUUGAAUUCACUCAUAGAGGAGGGCUGGUUUGCGAUCUCCAAAGCGCGCUACGCCAUGGGCAACAAGAGCGUGUCUGCCCUGCAGUACGGCAGCGAGAUGGAGCCGCUCGUCCACGUCCACCACAGGGCGCUGGAGACCGGCGAGGUUGCUUUCCGCACCGAGAGGAAGGAGCUCCAGCCUCCCGGCGGGUUCCCAGAGGAGAUCGGGCCGAAAGAGGAAGGCAUGAGAAGGAGAAAGACAAAUAAACCGAAGGACCCCACAGAGGAGCCUCAGGAGCCUCAACAGGCAUCUUUGCUGAAAGACGUGAGCAGGCAGGUCGGAGGACAGCCUCAGCCUCAGGACCCACUGAAGUGGUUUGGCAUCCUGGUCCCACAGAGUCUCAAACAAGCUCAGUCCAACUUCAAGCGGGUGAUCGAGCUGUCGGCCGAGGUGGCAGCCCUGCAGACCAGACUCAUGGCCACGAGGCGGGAGAUGCAGAGGAGCCUGCAGGAGAAGCGGGAGCUCCUGACGGGGAAGGAGGAGCAGUGAGGAGUGCAUGACCCCGCCCCCUGUAGAAAGAUGUGACCCCGCCGCCAGGAGUAGGCCAUGACUACCUGAAGGGAACAAGUCAAGAUUUAUUCCAUGCCGAACGGAGAAGACACAACAUUUCAGCGUGGUAGCCUUCUUCUUCGGGGUCCACACCCAAAGAAGGCUCCACAGUCGAAACAUUGUGUUUCUUUUCUUCUCUUUUCAGCCAGGAGUAAACCUUCACUUGUUCCUUUGCAGCCUGUGCUUGCUGACGCAGCUGCCUGCUUGAACUGUUUCAUGACUGCCUGAAGCCCACACUAUGGUUCAAAGCAGUUAGAGCUGCUGUCUUUUACUUAUUUUCAGCACUGUGCAUGGUCUACACAGUACAUAUGGAGGAGUAGCGACAGCUUUUAGCUUUUCUUC
Molecule: messenger RNA, 1636 nt
Organism: Lepisosteus oculatus (spotted gar)
Lineage: Eukaryota; Metazoa; Chordata; Actinopteri; Semionotiformes; Lepisosteidae
Source: RefSeq, a predicted model, not a curated record